AUGAGCGACGUCGAGACAGCCACCCGCCAGCAACGAGCCCCCUCUUCCAGUCCAUUUCUAUCCCUGUUCCGCCGGUCGAAGAAGAAGAUCAACGGCACACAAUCACACGAUGAUUUUAAGCUGAAUUUACAGGAAACCCUUGAGAAGCCUUCAAAACCCCGGAAGAUGUCGUUCACCGACCGGGUGAAGGCGCACAAGUCGGCGAAGAGCGGCAAGAAGGAUACCUCAAGCACACUUCCCCCACAACUCAGCAAAAAGGAGAAGAAGCUGGCCGCGCAAAAUAAGGCAUAUUCAUUUGAUGCGCUCGUUGAAGAGGACCCCAUGAUGUUGGUAGAAUCACUAAAAGCGAUCGCAGAUGAUCAACCGCUUGUCGCAAGAUCAAUCCCCAAGCACGCCAAAAUCCCGCAAAAACCGAAAGAUCCGCUGCGGAAUUGUCUGUUUGAGCAGGAGGUGUACGACACGAUGCUGUCGGACAGCCUGAAAGUGUGCGAUCUGCUCGCCUCGCACCUCGAUGAUUGUAUGGCCCACGUCCGGGCGAAGAGCCCUGAGUUUUCCAAGAUGAACUUGUCGGAUCAUAGUGAUUGCCGCGAUUCCGGCCGAGGCCCCUCUUCCGCCUCCUCAACCAUUUCUACCUCGCCCACAGCGUAUAAACGUCCACUGAAAUCCUGCGUACGCACCGAUUUA
Molecule: messenger RNA, 684 nt
Organism: Mesorhabditis spiculigera
Lineage: Eukaryota; Metazoa; Nematoda; Chromadorea; Rhabditida; Rhabditidae
Source: the annotation of a GenBank genome assembly